CGGAGGAAUGGAUACUGUUGCCAUUCAGCUGUGGGCAACCCUCUCUCUGCUGGUGCACCUUGCAGCUUGCAGUCCCAUCAUGAGCCUGGAGCAGACUUCCCUGGAGGAAGAUGUGCCCCUCUUUGAUGAGCUCCUUUCGGAGCAGGAUGGUGUUGAUUUCAGCACACUGCUUCAGAACAUGAAAAACGAGUUCCUGAAGACGUUGAAUCUCUCUGAUAUUCCCCUGCAUGAAACGGCUAAGGUGGAGCCCCCAGAAUACAUGUUAGAGCUGUACAACAGGUUUGCCACUGAUAGGACCUCAAUGCCAUCUGCAAAUAUUGUUAGAAGCUUCCAAAAUGAAGAUCUGACUUCCCACCCUAUUGGUGUCACAGGAAUCCGGAAAUACCCUCUUCUCUUCAAUGUCUCCAUCCCUCACCAUGAAGAGAUCACGAUGGCAGAGCUGAGACUCUACACACUGGUGGAGCGGGACAGAAUACUCUAUGAUGGGCUGGAUAGGAAAGUCACCAUUUUUGAAGUACUGGAGAACAACCAUGCGGGAAGAGAAGGAGAGGAGAGAAAAAUGGUGGCACUUGCAUCCAGGCAGAUCUACGGCACCAAUAGCGAGUGGGAGACCUUUGAUAUCACAGAUGCCAUGAGGCGCUGGCGUAGGUCAGAGUUGACCACUCACAGGCUGGAGGUGCAGAUAGAGAGCGGAGAAAGGGAGGAGCCAAACGGAGAGGGGAAACUCGAUAUUGACAUCAAUUCCGAGGCCAAGCACGUGCCUCUGUUGAUUGUGUUCUCAGAUGACCUGAGCAAUGACAAAAAGGAGGAGAAGCAGGAACUGGACGAAAUGAUAGACCACGAGCAGCUGCUGGAUUUGGAGAACCUGGGCAUGGGCAACUUCCACAACGGGCCAGGUGAAGAGGCGCUGCUCCAGAUGCGCUCCAACAUCAUUUAUGACUCCACUGCCCGCAUCCGGAGGAACGCCAAGGGCAACUACUGCAAAAGGACUCCACUCUAUAUCGAUUUCAAGGAGAUUGGCUGGGAUUCCUGGAUCAUCGCCCCAACGGGAUACGAAGCCUAUGAGUGCCGCGGAGUGUGCUCCUACCCUUUAACUGAACACGUCACGCCAACUAAACAUGCCAUUGUCCAGACUUUGGUUCACCUGAAGAAUCCUCAGAAAGCUUCCAAAGCCUGCUGUGUGCCUACCAAGCUUGAUCCCAUCUCCAUCCUCUACUUAGACGCAGGGGUGGUUACUUACAAGUUCAAAUAUGAGGGGAUGGCAGUUUCAGAGUGUGGCUGCCGAUAGUAGAAGGGAAUGCAUGCCCCGUGCGUGCACCAGGGGAGUAUUUAAUAAUUCAGUCUGUAAAUUUGUACAUUUUGCAUUUCCUAUUUAAUAAGGUUAUUUAAUGAGGAGUGUACAGAUAAUUGUAUGUUUCAUGUCAUAGGGAAUG
Messenger RNA from Mauremys reevesii (Reeves's turtle), 1433 nucleotides. It is a transcript of the gene BMP10, whose product is annotated as bone morphogenetic protein 10. The coding region runs from base 8 to 1288 and encodes 426 amino acids. Gene Ontology annotation, cellular component: extracellular region. The transcript has 2 exons. Lineage: Eukaryota; Metazoa; Chordata; Testudines; Geoemydidae. Gene Ontology annotation, molecular function: growth factor activity; cytokine activity. The record is from RefSeq and is a predicted model, not a curated record. Gene Ontology annotation, biological process: BMP signaling pathway; SMAD protein signal transduction.